CCCCUACACACACACACACACACACACGGUGGUGGUUCAGACGUGUACAGGACACACAGGGAUCAGGACGAGAUCUGGGAACGACCACGGCGUGGAAAAGUGGAAGUUCUGAAAAAAGGAAGCGCUGUGGGGAGAUUUGGAGUGGACUCCGGACUCCAGUGUGUGUGUGAGUGUGUGAGUGUGUGUGUGUGUGUGUGUGUGUGUGUGUGUGUGCGCUCUGUUUGAUCACGCUGGAUCGUCUGUAGACCGUGACGGUGUGUGAGAGCACCGCAGCGCACCUGAAGGAUCAUGGAGGCAUCAGACGUUCACCAGGAGCCCAAAGAGAAGAAGAAGAUCCAUUUCGACGUUCCAUCGGCGGCUCCGACACAGCUGGACCCGCGGCAGGUGGAGAUGAUACGCAGACGGAGGCCGACACCCGCCACACUUUUCAAAGUAGCUGAUCAACCGUCUCCUGAGGAUGAUUACACCACUAACCAGUGGGUCGUCGGUGAGAACGGCAUCCUCAGAGCCAAGAGGGUCAAUCCCAACAUCUACCAACCUCCUCCACUGAAAGCGGUGCAGGAGAUGGCUGAAGCUUAUAUGCAGAGGUUGGGUGUUUAUCCUCAUGUGGAGGAGGAAGGAGAGGAAGUGGUAGAACCUCAGGAGCAAGAAGAACCUGAGUUAACGUCUUCACAGGAGGAGAAAAACACGAGCGACGAGUCCAACAAACCACCGACAGGAAAGAGAACUGAGGAGGAGGAAGGGAAAGAGGAAGAAAAGGAAGAGGACGAGGAUAAAGAGGAGAAGGAGGAGGAGGAUGAGGAGGACAAGGAUAAAGAGGAGGACGAGGAUAAAGAGAAGGAGGAGGAGAAGGACGAAGGUAAAGAGGAGGACGAGGAUAAAGAGGAGAAGGAGGACGAGGAGGAGGAGGAGAAAGCAGAAGAUGCUGACAGCAGAAAUCUGAAAGGACAGACAGAUGAAUGAAUUAAAGAGAAGAUGCAGCUUUAAGCAGUGUGUGUGUGUGUGUGUGUGUGUAUGUGUGUGUGUGUGUGUGUGUGUGUGUAAGUGUAAGUGUGUGUGUGUGUGUGUGUGUGUGUGUGUGUACAUGCACGUUCAUAUGUUCAUUUCUCCCAGACAACCCAAUCAUUUGACAUAAACAUCCAAACACAAUCAUUCAUGUUUAGCUUGUUUACAUUACAGGACUCAUUCAUCGUUAGGCAGGGUUUGAACCCAGGUUCUGUAGUCCAGUAUUGCUAUGCAGCACCCACACUACAGUGCGCCAUAUAAGCUAAACAUCUUUGAAAACUCUGAAGUGUCACUUUUAAAUGUAUUUUAGGGAAGAUGUGGAUGAUUUUGGACGUGUUUGGGUCAAACACUGAUGUUUUGUGUUGAUUAUUUUGUUGUGUUAUGCAUUUUCCUCAAUUUAAUUGUAUCCAGUUCCCCGAUGGUAUUUCCCCUCUAGUGCUGCAGACCUCCACUCCUGACCGAGGAGGGUCAUAACUAACACACACAUCCUCUGACACGUGUGCAGCACAGACCGCUUCUUUUCACCUGCACUAGGGUUCGUACGGAGAUCCGUAUCGUGCACGGGGAGUCACGCACCGAUCUCCACAAAGACAAACAAGCUCAGUGAUGAAAUGUGUUUCAGUUUAAGAGUUUAAGUGCUUUAUUUGUUUCUCGCACUGAGAUCUAACAGUAAAAAUAAUUCUAAGUUAAAUUUUAAAGCAUCUUUAAUGUGCUUAUUUAAACAUACAGCGCACUACACAGGUUUAGAGCCGGCGGUAUGGUUACUGUGUGUAGUGCUAAAGCUGUUGGUGUGGAUGAUGAGUUACUGUAGGUCAAUAAACACAAAACUUCAACAUUU
Messenger RNA from Trichomycterus rosablanca, 1843 nucleotides. It is a transcript of the gene ppp1r1b, whose product is annotated as protein phosphatase 1, regulatory (inhibitor) subunit 1B. Gene Ontology annotation, molecular function: protein phosphatase inhibitor activity. Bases 289 to 963 code for a protein of 224 amino acids. The record is from RefSeq and is a predicted model, not a curated record. Gene Ontology annotation, cellular component: cytoplasm. The transcript has 5 exons. Gene Ontology annotation, biological process: intracellular signal transduction. Lineage: Eukaryota; Metazoa; Chordata; Actinopteri; Siluriformes; Trichomycteridae.